This is a messenger RNA of Purpureocillium takamizusanense, 1410 nucleotides long. RefSeq lists its product as uncharacterized. The coding region runs from base 1 to 1410 and encodes 469 amino acids. The transcript is spliced from 2 exons. The record is from RefSeq and is a predicted model, not a curated record. NCBI's taxonomy places the organism in Eukaryota, Fungi, Ascomycota, Sordariomycetes, Hypocreales, Ophiocordycipitaceae.
AUGCCCUUCCCAUGCUUCCACAGCCCAGAUUUGGACUCACCGCCUCACAAGAUGUCCAGUUCUCAGCACGACCCUCUCUCGGUCGAACGCAGGCCUCUGGAUACCCAGAAAUAUGCAGGAGGCGACAUGACUAUGAUGGCAUUCCUUCGCCCUGCAGCUACUCCGGUCAGGUUCGCUAAUCCGGACGAUCAUCGCAUCAAAGGGCUCAAUGCCGAGACGCUUGCCAAGGUCCAACUCUCCACCCCCCAAUGGCUCUCAACUCCAGAUUACGCCCCGCUUCAGGCAGAUCCCGGACAGGAGUCACAAUCUAUCUAUUUUAGCUUGAACAUCUCAUUGUACAACCAGCAGAUUGAUGCGUCUGAUUGGAACGAGCAAUGGUUCUUUAUGGUCGGCCGCGUCCAUCCGUUUGCCUUGACAUGGGAACUGGAACAACGUGACGGCCUCGAGUCGGACAACGAUAGCACCACCCAAUACACCGUUCCCGCUUUCGUGGUCCGCGAUCACAGUUUUCAACCCGUCGCUCCACGCCUUGUUCGCUUGACCCCUUCACACCCAAUCAUCAUGCCGAUUGUCUCCUUCACCGGUCCUGUCCUAGGCUCCGGGCAUGACCUCCUAUGCGAAAACCUGGCCACUGCUUUUGACGAAGCGCAGCUAAAGUGCUGUGGCUUCAUUCAACUCUCCACGUUUCUCUGUCCGGGACAGCCGGAGAAGACGCCCUUCAAGGGAUACCAUCCAUUUCAAGUCUUUGUCAUCUUUCCCAUUCAUGCUAACCCUUGGACUUCGCUCUGCAAGAAAAUGGUGGAGAGACGCCACUCUCAAUUUCAACCAGGCGCUCCAUUUACUUGCACGGGCAAGAUUGCUGGGCUUCUGGCCCAUAGUGCCAUGCAACAACCACCGGCCCUCGAGCCAGACUACGUUUUCAUCGUUGUGCCCGAUACUUGGACUUUUCUUGACAAAGCCAAUUUCAAUCAACCGCCGAAUGCGCCUGUUUCUCCUGCGACGCCAAAGCGCCCUGCCGCUGGUACCUCCGAGUACAACGAUGUCAUGGCGCGCUUUACUUCCACCAAGAAACGCCAGCGUCCCGCCGGGGGCGCCGCACCUGCGACGCCAAGCUCAUUGCCUCCAACCUCUGCAAGUACGUCCAUCAAGCGGCCGCUCCCUAGCCCUCACGAAACUCCAACAAAGAAACCUCGGCGCUCUCCUGACCCAUCGACUAUUAUUGCUACAUGCGACACCGACGACUCUCUCUCGCAAGCAGAUCUUGAUGACCGCGACGACAGUGACGACUCAGUCUCGGCGCCGCCCGGCAGUCAGGAUAUAUCCGACCCUGAUCCUUCCAAGCCCUCAGCCUCUGACUUAUCCCGGCCUCAUCGCAUCCGCCAUUCACCCAGAAAAUAUCACGCAACAUAA